Sabethes cyaneus is the source of this 753-nucleotide messenger RNA. RefSeq lists its product as uncharacterized. Lineage: Eukaryota; Metazoa; Arthropoda; Insecta; Diptera; Culicidae. The coding region runs from base 1 to 753 and encodes 250 amino acids. The record is from RefSeq and is a predicted model, not a curated record. Gene Ontology annotation, biological process: arachidonate secretion; phospholipid metabolic process. The transcript is spliced from 3 exons.
AUGGUGGCAGCUGUAGGGGCACAGCAGUCGAAUUUAGUUGCUGAGCACAGUCAAGAAUUUCUAAAUCAUUUAGAUCCUAACGAUCAUGUUAAUAUUCUACACAACAUUUUGAGUGAAUAUUCGUAUACACGAGAUAACUGGACGAAGCCGGAGUUUGAGCAGUACGAUCAGCAAGUGGUUUCCUUCCUGCAAAAGUAUGCCGAUAGUACACAGACCAACGAGAUACAACACCAUGACACAACGGGAUCAGGAAUUAGUGUCAGAAUACUUACGAAUUAUUGUGGCCCAGGAAAUUGGUCUCCCGAUGGUGAAGUUACACAAAAUUCGUACUUUACCAAAAUCGAUCGAUGCUGUAAAGCCCACGACGAGUGUCCAUCUGCCAUAGUACAACAGGAGGACUAUGAGGACUUUCCGGGCCUUCCGUACAAACCGCAAUUUUUCAGCAGAUUGCGUUGCAGUUGUGACGUUCAAUUUUUCUCUUGCUUGCGUAAUGUGGCCACGUUUUUCUCCUACGCGGUGGCUUGGAUUUAUAGUAAGGUACAGAACUACUGCUUUGAGUACGAAUAUCCGAUUGUGGAUUGCAAACAGUCGAUAGUGGACGGUUGGUUUUCAUUUCCUCGAUGUGCAGAUUAUUUGGUGAAUAACACGGCCCCAAAAAGCUGGCAAUGGUUUAACAUUCCGUUCUUAAGUGCAAAACAGAUUUGCUUUCCAAACAUUACAAAUUUAUAUGGAGAACUACGGAAAAGAAACUGA